This is a messenger RNA of Pediculus humanus corporis (human body louse), 423 nucleotides long. Its product is annotated as BTB domain transcription factor, putative. Gene Ontology annotation, biological process: regulation of transcription by RNA polymerase II. NCBI's taxonomy places the organism in Eukaryota, Metazoa, Arthropoda, Insecta, Psocodea, Pediculidae. Gene Ontology annotation, molecular function: protein binding. The coding region runs from base 1 to 423 and encodes 140 amino acids. The record is from RefSeq and is a predicted model, not a curated record. Gene Ontology annotation, cellular component: nucleus. The transcript has 4 exons.
AUGAAAUACACGAUUAAACAUUUAAACAAAUUUACAUUAAUCAUGGAUGAAGAAGAAGGGGAAGGAGGUGUAAAAGGAGAAGGAGAAGGGGAAAAUGAUAAAAAUAUAACUAUAAAAUUAAAAAAUUAUAAAUCAAAUCUCGUUUCGGGAUUAAAAGAUUUAUUAAGGGAUGAUUAUUUGAUCGAUGUAACCCUUUUGGCUGAGGGUCAACACAUUUAUGCUCAUAAAAUAAUACUGUCUUUAUUUAGCGUUUAUUUUAAGGACUUGUUUAAAGGUCUUCCGUGUAAACACACGAUUGUUGUUAUACGAAACGUCGGAUAUGAUCAACUUAAAAAUAUUAUUCGUUUCAUGUACGAAGGAAAAAUUAAUAUGAAAUCAAAAGAUUUGAAAUUUUUUUUUCAAUUGGCUCAAGUUAUCGGUUGA